CUGGCAGACUUUGCCUGCAUCAUCUCUGUGUGGGUGUGUUUGAGAGUGAGCAGUUGGUGAGGGAGGAGGGGUGUAUCCUAGCUGGGAGCUUUUCCCUCUUGUAGUAACCACCCGCAGAUCGACUGCCAGCCAUUACUUCAAUGCAGCAGGAGUCAGCCCCUUCGUACUGAGUGAGUCAGACACACUAACCUGACCUUCCCCUCCUCUCUCUGCUCUCCUCUCUGCAUAUUCAGCAGAGCUGCCCUCCUCUCCUCCUCAUCACUGUGCCACUCCUGCGGCGCGGCUCUUUGCUUGAAGGGGACGUUGGCCUGCUGCUCAACCACUGAUUCUGCAUGACUGUCUCAAAGAUGUCAUGGCGUCCAACCUACCGAAGCUCCAAGUUUCGAAAUGUAUACGGCAAAGUAGCCAACCGGGAGCACUGCUUUGACGGCAUCCCCAUCACCAAGAACGUCCAUGACAACCACUUCUGUGCCGUCAACUCCAAGUUUCUGGGCGUGGUCACUGAAAGUGCCGGCGGGGGCUCUUUCAUUGUAAUUCCCUUGUCCCAGGCGGGUCGUCUUGACUCUCAUUACCCGAAGGUGUGCGGCCACCAGGGCAAUGUACUGGAUAUCAAAUGGAACCCCUUUUUUGAAAACAUCAUAGCUUCCUGCUCUGAGGACACAUCGGUUCGAGUAUGGGAGAUCCCAGACGGUGGUCUGAGGCGAAACAUGACAGAGGCGGUUCUGGAGCUGUAUGGUCACAGCAGACGAGUAGGUCUGGUCGAGUGGCAUCCAACCACCAGCGGCAUCCUCUUCAGUGCUGGCUAUGAUUAUAAAAUACUGAUCUGGAACCUGGAGACCGGAGAGCCGGUGAAAAUGAUCGACUGCCACACUGAUGUCAUCCUGAGUAUGUCCUUUAACACAGACGGCAGCCUGCUGGCCACCAGCUGCAAAGACAAGAAGCUGCGAGUCAUUGAGCCGCGCUCCGGGAGAGUCCUUCAGCAAGCCAGUUACAAGAACCACCGUGUAAACCGAGUGGUUUUCCUGGGGAACAUAAAGCGGCUGCUCACCACGGGGGUUUCUCGCUGGAACACCCGGCAGAUUGCUCUCUGGGAUCAGGAAGAUUUGUCCAUGCCUAUUGCGGAGGAGGACAUAGAUGGCCUCUCAGGACUGUUGUUUCCCUUCUAUGAUGCUGACACACAUAUGCUAUACCUAGCAGGCAAGGGGGAUGGUAACAUUCGUUACUUCGAAAUCACCACAGAGAAGCCAUACAUCCAGUAUCUAAUGGAGUUCCGCUCACCAGCCCCACAGAAAGGACUGGGUGUAAUGCCAAAGCAUGGGCUGGAUGUGGCGGCCUGCGAGGUAUACCGCUUCUACAAACUAGUCACCCUCAAGGGUUUGAUCGAACCCAUUUCUAUGAUUGUGCCAAGAAGAUCAGAUACAUAUCAGGAGGACAUCUACCCAAUGACAGCCGGGACUGAACCCGCCUUGUCUGCCAGCGAGUGGCUGAGUGGGAUUGAUAGAGACCCUGUGCUGAUGUCCCUGAAGGAUGGUUACCAAAGACCAAACCAGUUAGUUUUUAAGGCCCCGGUGAAGGAAAAAAAGAGUGUAGUGGUCAACGGGAUUGACCUUCUGGAGAAUGUACCACCCAGGACGGAGAAUGAGCUCCUACGAAUGUUCUUUCGGCAGCAGGAUGAGCUGCGGCGACUGAAGGAGGAGCUGACCACGAAGGACGUUCGGAUACGCCAGUUGGAGCUGGAGCUCAACAACCUGAAAAACGUUAGCCCCAAAGACGUCUAACCUCCAAGCCUCGUGGACUGGCAAAGCUGCUUCCUUUGCUCCCAAUUCUGACCUCCAACGAGCUUCUGAGCCCCACCAUGUUCCUUUUAUAAACAAACUCCCAUUUUUGCUGCCCUGCAUAGAGUACAACAUAAAAACUGUUGGAUAAUGUCUUGACUGAUGUAACUAUUGGACUCUUACAGUAGUAUUUACAAAUAUUAUGUUGAAGAAGAGGCAGUUCGGGGAUUUCCAGUUAAAAAUGUGAUCGAUGAUUGGAAAAAGUCAGUACAUUUUCUGGUAUUUCCCAUUUUUUUAUGACUAUAGCUGUAAUCAGUCAGUAGUGAUAUAGCAUAUUUUCAACCCCAGCACAUAAGUAUAUGAGUCACUCUUCCUGACAUUUUCUUUGUGUGAAAAUGCCUUGUUAAAAAUGCAAAAAAAAAACUUCACCUAUCCUAAAUUAGUGACUAAAUCCUCUGCAUUUUCAUUUUCUGUUGAAGCAAAACUGGAUGAUGGAAAGACAGUCUCCUUACUAUCUUCCCCCAGGCCCUGCUGUUUGCAGUGAGCUGCAGCAUCAUCCCAGAAUAACAGAGGUGAAGUAGUUUCGCACCUGUCAGGUGGAGAAGACUUUUGCAGACAUGGAUCCUAUUUUUUUUCCCAAAAAGCUGCUUAUUCUGUAACUGCUUUCUUUCACCUGCUGGUGUCAUCUAUAAAACCACUUUUCAACACUGACUCAUAACUCUACAAUCCAGUCUUUUCCAGAGAACAGCAUCUAGUUAACUCUUGGUUUUUGACUCUUGUAUUAAAAUAGGGCAAAAGUAUCAGAUGGCAGACAUGUGUAAAUACUUACAUAUUAAGGGAGGCAUUGCUGCCUGUUUUUUAGGGGCCCAUUUAAAGGAUUUUGGGGGUUAUGUGCAUUUGCUUCUAUUUAUUUGAUACAUCUAACCUUUUUUGCUAACAACGUGCUUCCUUGUAAAUCCAAUUUUUUGUAUAAUGUGGCACAAGUAUUGACUGUGAUGCUGUCUAGAUAAUGCUGAAUGUGUGUGACUGAAUCGGUGUGACACUGAACCUUAAAUAGUAUUAUUUCUUUUUCCAACAUGACUUCAUAUGAAGUACGAAGUUAUAUUCUAUCCCUAACAAAGCAAACUGUAAUAAUAACCAUACCUUUACAUUUAAACUAAUUACAAGACUAUAACUGGGAUAUGUUUGCUUUUAGUUGUGUAACUUUGCUUUCAAGACCUAAAGUCCCCUGCUUCUAUUUCACAAGUAUCAUCAAACUUUGGCUAAACUGCAGUUUAAGUGCCUCUAUUUAUUGCUUUGGAAGGCCCUGUGAUUACACUUGAUUAGCACUAUUUUAACAGCUGGGUUUUCUAUAUGGGCUAAAUCACAUACAUCCUUUUGUUGUCUUUGACUUUGCUUCCUGUAAAACAAGGCAAAGAAAAAAGACAAAUCAACUAGAUGAAAGUAUAACAGGUAGGUUUGGAAUCAAGGACCACACACUUUGCUCAUCACACCCUUAUAGGUAUAUAAACGUCAAAUCUCCAGGAUGAGCCAUCAGUAAACUAAAACUUAGAAAUCUCAGACAUUAGAAUAUGUUGCAUGUGUAUUUUGUGCAGGUAUUAGAAAAGGCUGCAACAUGCUAGAUGUUGGAAGGGGAGACAGGAAGUUCUCAGAAGGUAGCUGAAUGGUAUUUUGGCUUUGAUGAUCUUGUUAAAUGCUAUAAACUUGAAUUUCUUUAACAAAUCAAUUAAAAGUGAGCCUGGUCUGCUGUGA
Messenger RNA from Girardinichthys multiradiatus, 3527 nucleotides. RefSeq names its product coronin, actin binding protein, 2Ba (gene coro2ba). The transcript has 12 exons. Gene Ontology annotation, molecular function: actin filament binding. The coding region runs from base 333 to 1778 and encodes 481 amino acids. The record is from RefSeq and is a predicted model, not a curated record. Gene Ontology annotation, biological process: actin filament organization. Lineage: Eukaryota; Metazoa; Chordata; Actinopteri; Cyprinodontiformes; Goodeidae.